Messenger RNA from Oreochromis niloticus (Nile tilapia), 1879 nucleotides. Its product is annotated as leukocyte receptor cluster member 8 homolog. NCBI's taxonomy places the organism in Eukaryota, Metazoa, Chordata, Actinopteri, Cichliformes, Cichlidae. The transcript has 2 exons. The record is from RefSeq and is a predicted model, not a curated record. Gene Ontology annotation, molecular function: zinc ion binding; nucleic acid binding. Bases 365 to 1879 code for a protein of 504 amino acids.
CCAGGUGAAUAUAAGCACUCAAAAACACAUUGCGUCUAAAAAAUCGAUUCUAGUUUGACACGACUCUCAGUAGACUAGUCCUGUGUGGGCCGAAAGUCGGAUAAACAAAACUGAAAGUCCUGUGUGGGCCGAAAGUCGGAUAAACGAAACUGAAAGUCCUGUGUGGGCUCGUUUCAUGAGACUCGCCUGUAAGACGGAAUUGGCAGUCCUGUGUGGGCUCAUUCUGCAGUUUAAAAGGUUGGGAGUCAGGGAUCUCACUCUAAGAGUGAAUGGUAAAUAAGGAGCGUGUCAACUAAAAUAGGAUUAUAGUACCGCGUGUGAAGUUUAUGUGUUGUUGAUCGAAUAAAAUAAAUCAAAAUUAAAUAUGGGAAAUAAAUCUACAAAACCCGAAUUGACUGCAGAUGAACAAUGGUUAGAGAAAAAAUGCCCUGGUGCAGGACAAAUAAGCGCAAAUAGGUGGAGAAAUCCCAAAAAGACAAACUGCACCGCCUGGGAGGGGAACUGUAGCCCUGGCCCAAUACAGCAAUUAAGUAAAUGCCUACAAGCAGAGAUAGAAAAGACUAGUGGUAAAAAGAAAGACCUGCGCAUGUUCGAAUACGUAAGUUUCUUUGUACCAUGGCAGGAGGAAAGUAAGAAGCGUGAAGAGAAAAGAAACAAAAAGCAAAAUAAACAAAGCAAAAAGCCACCUACCGAAACCACCAAUCCUCCUCCUUAUCAAACACCUCCCUCAGCCCCGGGUCCCCCUGAUACUGAGCAACCAUACCCCCCAAAUCCUUACCCCCCUGUUUCAAAAAAUCCCUUUGUAAAACCACAAGACUCUUAUGUCUCAGCGAGACAACAACUGAAUCUAAUGACCCGCGAAGACCCACCGCCACGGCCCCCAGGCCCGUUAGGGCAAUUUCCGUUAAUUCAGGUGCCAAACCCAAAUUUCGGGCGAAUAACCGGAGAGCCACCACAAGCGCCAGGUGGAGCACUCCCCAGGGAUAGACAUCCCUUCACAUACACGUUUCAACCGUGGUCGGCCGAAGACAGAAAAAACGUAUUAAAAGACGUGCCCCCUUUAAAUGAAGGACACCAACAGUGGAGAGAUGCGGUAGAAUUAAUCCGCUCCAAUUGGCUGCUAAGUGGCCAAGAAAUGCUACAGGUCCUACAGGACCUAUUAGGCCUCAAAUUGGCCCGAGUCCGCGGAAAUUACACAGGCCUAAGACAAGAUGGCACCAUGUUCCCAGCAGGGGACCCAGACCUAGCUACAGCUUUAAAUGAGGUAUAUGAGAGAAUUAGAACGACACUAGCGCCCAGGCCAGAUUACGGAAAAAUAGGAGAAACAAAGCAAAAAGAAAACGAGUCUGCCUCUGACUUCCUAGACAGACUACGACCAGUCUUUAGACAAAACUCAGGUCUAGAAUAUGAUGAGGGCGUGAACACCCCUUUUGAACAACAACUAAAAAACGCGUUUCUAAAAGGCCUCCUCCCAAAGGUCCGCGCCCACGUAGAUAAACAUUGGGUCACUCAAAAUAACGGAAGUCUAGCUGAUGCUUUACAGCAUGCAGAACAUGCAGUAAAGGUACAGAAAAACAAAGCAGCACAAACCGGAGUUUUUGUGGUAACCACAGAGGGAGGCAUAGUUGCUUACGCGGGAAAAAAUCCACAGCAGAGAGGGAAAGGAAGGAGACAGAAUACAGGUGAUAAAGAAAGGCACAGAAGGUGCUAUAAUUGCGAUAAAGAAGGACACUUUGCAAAGGAGUGCAGAAACAAAAAGAGAGAAGACCGAAGGGACAGACGUGAGCACAGAGAUGACAGGGACAGAGAUAGAUAUGACCGUUCCGAUAGACGCGACAGGCAGGACAGAGAAAACGACAGGGACAGUGAAGAUAUGUGA